Molecule: messenger RNA, 2322 nt
Organism: Sungouiella intermedia
Lineage: Eukaryota; Fungi; Ascomycota; Pichiomycetes; Serinales; Metschnikowiaceae
Source: the annotation of a GenBank genome assembly
AUGUUCUCGCUCUUCUCCCGCAAGAAGAAGCCUGAAAGGCCCCUGAAUGCUUCCAAAUCAUCAUCCCUCAAGAAUAAGGACGUUGCCACCCGCAAAAGACCCUCCAGACAAUUGGCUCCCGCUACCAAAUCUUCCGGGAAUACCGCUUCGGCUCCGGUGCCUGUUUCCACAGCUCCAAAGCCCAACUACGCAAACUUCAUCAACCAGUUUGAGGACCUGACCUCUUUAUCGCUGUCUGUUAGCUUAUCGGGGCCCAUGGCUAGCGCUUUGGACUCUGGAUCCUUACAAACGAGCUCCGAAGCCAACCUGCGGUCUAAUCUGGGCUCCAACCUCGUCGUACUGGGCCCCAGACCGCCACGUCUCAACACCAACCAACCUGUUAUCUCCGCUCCAUCGUCGCCGGUGAGCAGACGGUCCACAGAUCGUCAUGUACCAUCUUAUGUUCGUCAUUCUCGAGUGCUCUCAGGCGCCAGUGCUAACUUGGGAGCCUUGGACUCGAUGUUUCUGAGGGCAGGCACUUUGCGCCAGCGGCUGAAAACCAUCCAGACCGAUUUGCCUCCUGAGUUGCUGCCGGUCAUCAACUUGCUAAAUGCACAACGUGUUCGUCAGUAUGCGGAAGGGCCACUUUUAGUGUUGGCUCCCAACAACUUCGACUGGAUCCCAUGCGAUGCUGUGCUCACGGGUACAGAAUUGUGUAUCUGGCUCGAGGGAAGCUCCAAUGCCCGCUACUUGAACGUACAAGACUGCUCCAUCGUGCCUCUGAGGGCUUCUGUACCUGGCGACGACAUGCUCUACGAUUUGGUGGUACUCCAGGACUUCGACACAAAGAUCACCACUUUCCGGUUCCCAAACUCGACCGCCAUGACCUCAUGGCUCAGUGGCUUGCAGUUGGCCAAGUUUGAGAACACCUCGCUCAACGAGGCCUUCACUGCUGUUAUGCUCUCGCUAAAGGGCCCAGAGUUGCUGGAUAUCUACACGUUGUUAGCCCACAAGAAGCGUUUCCCUCGUUUUGAAUGGUGCAACUUGCGCUUGCCACAGGUGCUGAACAAGUGGGUCCGUGUGUACAUGGCCAUCAUCCCUGGCGAUGGCAAGAAGAAGGGCCGUGUUGAGGUGUACACCCUGGACAAGAUCAACAAGAAAUCUUUAGUGUUGUAUGUGAACGACGCUGACGCUGUCUACAACGUGUAUCCGGAAGAUUACAACAUGAUUAACUUUAACCUGAUCAUGAAGUUGGAAGGUGAGGUGUUUGUUUCUAAGCUGUUCCAGCAUCUCUUCUCUUACGAGUCAUUCCAACCUCCAGGAACACCUACUAUGGCCCUGAAGAUGUUUUCUCGUUCCACCAGUCAGACGUCGAUGAGUUCGCUCAAUCCUCCUCCAGCCAUUGGUUUAGGCAGUUCACCAGCCAACGGCUCUGGUGCCAGAUCCAGAAGUACGUCUGUCAACUCAACAUCGUCAUUUUUUGUCAAUGCUCCUCUGCCAGAUCCAGAAGGAAAUGUCCAGUCGAUGCCAGGCUCUCCUACAAGAUCAGGAACUCACUUCUUCAAGAAGCAGACUGCCAACAAUUUUGUUUCCACCAAUUACUUGUAUGUGAUGCCUUUGACCCAUCCUGGAGUCUCAGCCCUUGAGAUUAUGAUCAGAAACUUUGUGCACAUUAUAGACGCAUUCAAGCUAUACGGCCGGCCCGAGCACCUCAACAGCGACAAGCUUCUGCCUGUGUCAAUGCUCUUUGGGUUGCCAUCUUUACCUCACUGCUUCUACUUAUCAGACGAGGAUGCAUACGAAGUCGUGGCUGCCAAUUUCGACACCGCUCGUCUUCAAAACUGGACCGAACUUCAGUGGAGAAACUGCUUGAAGGAGUAUUUGCUGUGCAAACAGAGAGACGGCGAUUACAAAGGAGAGGGCAACAUCGUGGAGCUCUUCGAUUCAGUGGAGGCAGAGGGUGCGGAUUCCUUGGAUGGCAUGGGCUCGCCCAAGAUCACACUUCCUCAGUAUGGAUCUCGGGUAACGUCGCCUAUGCCGCCAGCAGUACCUUCCAAGCUUCGACAGUCCGCCAGUGAACAGAAUGGUUUUGACCCUUUUUCUGACAGCGACACCAAUAUUGCCCUUCGAGACCAGGUGUAUUUGGGACGGCCCAUUGAGUUUGAGAGUAGUUCGUACUCGCCACGGCCGAGCCGUGGGAACAUACCCAACCAUGAGUUGACAAACGACGAGGUGAUCCGGUCGUUGGAGCCAAUUGUUGAUUUGCCUACGCCUUUGGAUGAUAAUGUGGCCAAGCAUUACUUCGCCAUUAAUGAUGAUAAGGCAGUUCGUGUUGGUCCAUAA